Siniperca chuatsi (mandarin fish) is the source of this 4150-nucleotide messenger RNA. It is a transcript of the gene rgma, whose product is annotated as repulsive guidance molecule BMP co-receptor a. The transcript is spliced from 4 exons. The record is from RefSeq and is a predicted model, not a curated record. Lineage: Eukaryota; Metazoa; Chordata; Actinopteri; Centrarchiformes; Sinipercidae. The coding region runs from base 488 to 1840 and encodes 450 amino acids. Gene Ontology annotation, biological process: BMP signaling pathway. Gene Ontology annotation, cellular component: plasma membrane. Gene Ontology annotation, molecular function: coreceptor activity.
CAUUUCACAACAUCGAGACAGCGGAUCGGGCCGUACGCAGCAGCAGCAGCAGCAGCUUUGCCCUCAGGGCUUUUUUCUCCCGACGUCGACCAUAAACUAACAAUUUGGAUUCAACGCGCGGAUGAGGGCAAUUACAGGACUUAAUCUAUCAUAAUGUCUGCUUUCCGAUCCGAUCGACUGUUAGUCAAAUGAGUUAAGCAAUGGCUAAAGAGAUCUGAGUCGUCCCCCGGGUGCGAGAAGUGGCUCUUUAAAUGAAUCCCAACUAACAGAAAAAUCACCUUCAUUUCACCGAGAAGCAGAUCGGUGGACAUCAUGUACAGAUUGACGGAUUUUACACUCAGAAAGCCACUGGGUGCGUUUGAUUUCGGAUUACUGUGACACACAGGACGAGUUUUUGAAGGGGGAAGAUUUUUAAGGAGUCUGCUUCCUCUCGCUCCUGUUCGCUGUCCUUCGGGUUCCUGCAGGACUCCAGAGUCGCGGAGAGCCCAUGCAGUCGCCAAGGGAGAGGAGUGAAGUGCGACCCCGAGCUGGAUGGAUGGUUAUGGGGAAAAGAGGAAGACCCUCGGCGCUUGACGUGUGUAGAGUCCUCGCCGUGAUACUCUCACUCUUCCCCUCCGUGAGUCUGCAGUGCAAGAUCCUCAAGUGUAACUCAGAAUUUUGGGCCUCCACCUCGAACUCUGGACCGGAGGAGGAGUUUUGCACAGCGCUGCGAUCGUACAACAGCUGUGUACGCCGGACCGCACGUACCUGCAGGGGUGACUUGGCGUACCACUCCGCCCAGCAUGGCAUAGAGGAUCUAAUGAGCCAACACAACUGCUCCAAGGAGGGGCCGACAUCCCAACCACGUGCCCGCACUCCGCUUCCUCCUCCACCACCGCCGCUCCUGCCUGACAGCCAGGAACGCUCCGAUGGCCCGGAAGUGUGCCACUAUGAGCGCAGUCUUCCACGCAACACAGCGCCGCCUAACUACACCCACUGUGGCUUCUUUGGAGACCCGCACCUCCGAACCUUUGGUGACGACUUCCAGACGUGUAAAGUGGAAGGGGCCUGGCCGCUCAUCCACAACAAAUACCUGUCUGUCCAGGUGACCAACACUCCUGUAGUGCCGGGUUCUUUGGCCACCGCCACAAGCAAGCUGACAAUCAUCUUUAAGAAUUUCCAGGAAUGUGUGGACCAGAAGAUGUACCACGCAGAGACGGAUGAGCUGCCAGCUGCAUUUGCAGAUGGCUCCAAGAACGGAGGGGAUCGGCACGGAGCGAACACUCUGCGUGUGGUGGAGAAGGUUCCUGGGCAGCAUGUGGAGAUUCAGGCCAGGUACAUUGGAACAACCAUAGUGGUCCGGCAGGUCGGCCGCUACCUGACCUUUGCCGUACGGAUGCCGGAGGAAGUUGUGAACUCUGUGGAGGAAGGUGAUAAUCAGGACUUGUACCUGUGUCUUCACGGCUGUCCUGCCAACCAGCGCAUCGACUUCAGGAACUUCAGGGCUCGAGCAGCGGAGGCGCACAGCGCAGGCAGGACCAGGAGCGGCACCGGGACACAAGGCUUUACCUACCAGUCUGCCAAGGCCAAGUGCAAAGAGCGGCUCCCAGUGGAGGACCUGUACUUUCAGUCCUGCGUGUUUGACCUCCUCUCCUCUGGAGACAUAAACUUCACCAUGGCAGCCUACUACGCCUUUGAGGAUGUAAAAAUGCUCCACUCAAACAGCCAGAGAUACCACAUAUUUGAAAAGGAUGCUUUUAUGAGCAAUGCAGCACAGACGGGCAAAGAUUUUCUUUCACUCUUCUUCCUCAAUCUCCUCGCUGUCUUAUUGUGGAUUGAGUGUUGCACAGUUCAUCUAUAGUCCCUUUACAACAGUAACCUCAUAGUGUAUCUGUCAGUGAGUGUUAGAGUACCAUCGCUGUGUCGUACAUUGGCCGGUGGCUUGUCAACAGGGUCAUCCCAGCCCUGAGUCUCAUUUUAGUUGUAUUGUCAUGUCUUGACUUCAGUCUAAUGACAAGACGACUUCACCGUGCUCCCACCUAUCAUCACAUGUAUUUAGCUGGUUCAUAGGACUGGUCUUUGAUGAGAGCAGCGGUGAGAGAGCCCAGCUACUCCAGAGCUCAGGAUAUCCACCUGGGAUUAAACCCCACAUUCUCACCAGGGCUGCAUGCCUAUGGGAAGCCGGACAAGAUGAUCUUUUGCAGAAAGAGAAGUUUGUUGAUCCUCCCUCCCCUGAUCCCCUCAUUGGUGCCAAGCCAGUGAAGCUCUCUGUGGCUCAUGUGGCGAGGCAAGAGGACCUGACAGGGGCUUUUGUUAACCUAAGGCCAGAAGCAGCUCUGUUUGAUUAGUUUCCAGCUUUGGAAAAGCCUGAGCCUUUUGGAGGAAGCACUCAGCCAAAAGGAUGUCAGAGCAGCGUCUCCAGUUGUCUGCUGUGGAGAUUAAUGGGUCAUAUUGUUAGUGUGUGUGUGUAUUAGUACAACAUGUGUGCAGAAUUCAGCGUCUGUGGUUAAUUUUGUGUGUUUGUGGGUGCAGGAAUUCCCAGAAAUGAGAUAACAAACCUCCAGUGGGAGAAAUCUUUCCCAUGUCUUUAAGUUGCACCCAAAAUUUCAGACAUAGAAAAGUCGAGGCGCUCCACAGUCUGUUCAAAUGGACUCUAUCAGCCAAGUAGCAAAUCCCAAAAGGGAACUGAUUAAAAAUAGUCUUUUUUCAUCUGUACAUCAUCUUCAUUGUCAUAUAGCCUUUCACUCCAUUGUUUGAGCUGAUGUUGAUCAGAGAGUGUUUUGUAUUUUUAAGUCUGUAAUGUGAAUGUAGCUAACAAGAAAGCAAAAGAACAACUUUAGUUAAGGGCACUCAGAGUGUUUACAGAAUUCAGAUCAACCAGUCAAACUACAACACCUUUUUGAUAACAUUUUGUGAAUUUAACUCUCCAUUACAAGUCUGUCACCAACAGCGGUGUAGAUACUGUUAGUACUAGCUGUAAAGAUGUCACCUCUAGUCAGUUUAGCAUUUUAUAGACUACCAGUGGGCUGACCUGACUGUGGCUUAGUGUGUAAAUGAUAAGCAUAUGUCUGUAGAUGUGAUUUCAUGGCUUAAGUCAUUGCCAAAGAACAAGCCCUUGUGCCAACAUUUCCCUAACAACUGAAUUUUCAUCUUUCAGUCUGAAACAAUUCAGAUUAGGGGGAUUCUUAAUUGUAUAUAACUUGUGUUUGCAGGUGAAUUUGUGUUACACAGAAAAAUGAUAGUAACACAUUAUAAAAGCAGCAUUUGUUUCUGUUUUUGUAGUCUUACCUUUGCUUUCCUUGUGUUUCACGAUAGCACUCUUUGCUACAAGAGGUUUCCAUUUGAAUUUUGGCUCUCAGCUGCAGUAUCUGGUAAUGUGUACGUCAUCCCUGAAGACACCAUUACUACUCGGGCACAGUUUUACGGUCAUUUAUCCUUUACACUAAAGUAUUUGGCAGGCCUUACUAGUGCUAUUUGGAAUAUGUGUUGGUGCAGUUUAACAACAACAAAAAAAUCCUACAAACAAAUGAUUGUAAUGUUGAAUCUUGUGUUAAUAGAUGUAAUUUGUAAUGUGAGUUUUACAGUAUAUGGUUCUACACGUGUAAUGUGAGAUUGUACAUAUGUGAGUUGUUGAGUUUAAAUUUGUAAAUUACCAGUUGUGUUUUGAAUUUAUCACUCCAGUUUUUGUACAUGAGAUGUUUUGGUGAAUGUGAACCUUUUUUUUAUUUGAAAAGGGAUUUUUGCAAAAACAUAAAAACCACAGAACAAAAUACUCUACUAAAUACAGUAUACUCAGUGAUAAAGUCCUGGAUGUCAUCAAGUUUUUCUCACUUGGUCAUAGAUCAAAUAAAGCAUCCUAAAUGCAGCCCACCUUAUCUAGAAAGGGUAUGUAGGAAUGUGUUCUGGGGUGUUCAUGUUUUUGAGUUUAAAGCACUUUAUGUUUUCUUUUUCAUUUUAGCGCUUAUUUUGAAAUUCUGUGUCAGACUUGUACUGGUUUAAAAAGUUGUGUGUUUUGUUUUUUUUUUUUUUUUUUUGUUUUUUUUUUAAAUAGCUGAAUGGGAAAUGCCAGAAAGAUCAAACUGUAUGUAAAGCAAAUGUUGUGCCACACAUGCCAGCUGUUUAUAAUGUAAAUUAUUUAUUGAAUAAAAGAAAAUGUCUUGUUAGUGUCUCA